Molecule: messenger RNA, 1866 nt
Organism: Fusarium coffeatum
Lineage: Eukaryota; Fungi; Ascomycota; Sordariomycetes; Hypocreales; Nectriaceae
Exons: 2
Coding region: 1-1866 (621 amino acids)
Biological process (GO): tetrahydrofolate interconversion
Cellular component (GO): cytosol
Molecular function (GO): methylenetetrahydrofolate reductase [NAD(P)H] activity; FAD binding
Source: RefSeq, a predicted model, not a curated record
AUGCAUAUCAAGGAUAUGCUCAGCGACGCCGAGAGGAGCGGCCAGCCCUCCUUCUCUUUCGAGUACUUCCCUCCAAAGACCGCCCAGGGUGUUCAAAACCUCUACGAUCGUAUGGACCGCAUGUACAAUCUUGGUCCCAAGUUCAUCGAUAUUACAUGGGGUGCUGGUGGACGCAUUGCUGAGCUCACUUGCGAGAUGGUUCUCCAGGCUCAAGCAGUUUACGGCCUCGAGACUUGCAUGCACUUAACUUGCACUGAUAUGGGUGUCGAGAAGGUCAACGAUGCUCUGCUCAAGGCGUACAAGGCCGGCUGCACCAACAUUCUGGCCCUUCGUGGCGAUCCUCCCCGAGCCCAAGACAAGUGGAUCGCUGCCGACGGAGGCUUCCAGUACGCCCGCGAUCUUGUCAAGCACAUCCGUAAUACUUACGGCAACCAUUUCGAUAUUGGCGUUGCUGGUUAUCCCGAGGGUUCUGACGACAAUAAGAACGAGGACGAGCUACUCGAUCAUCUCAAGGAGAAGGUCGACAUGGGCGCCACCUUCAUUGUCACCCAGAUGUUCUAUGAUGCUGACAACUUUAUUCGAUGGGUGAAGCGUGUUCGUGAGCGCGGUAUCACCAUCCCUAUUCUCCCUGGUAUCAUGCCAAUUGCUACUUAUGCAAGCUUCCUUCGACGAGCCAACCACAUGCAGGCCAAAAUCCCACAGGAGUGGCUCGACGCCCUGGAGCCUGUCAAGAACGAUGAUGUUGCGGUCCGAAACAUUGGAAAGACACUGGUCGCCGAUAUGUGUCGGAAGCUGCUCGCCAACGGUAUUCAUCACCUUCACUUUUACACCAUGAACCUCGCCCAGGCAACACGGAUGUUACUGGAGGAGUUAGAAUGGGCUCCUUCUGCCGAGCGACCUCUUCAGCAUGCUCUUCCUUGGAAGCAGUCCAAGGGUCUCAGACGCCGCGAGGAGGAUGUCCGUCCCAUUUUCUGGCGAAACCGCAAUAAGUCCUACGUCAUUCGUACACAGGAUUGGGAUGAGUUCCCUAACGGUCGUUGGGGUGAUUCUCGUUCUCCCGCUUUCGGAGAGUUGGAUGCCUAUGGUAUUGGCUUGACUGGCUCUAAUGAAGCGAAUCGAAAGAAAUGGGGCGAACCCAAGACCAUCCAGGACAUUGCUCAACUUUUCGUCUCCUACCUUGAGAACAAGGUCGAAUCCCUUCCAUGGAGUGAGGCGCCCCUCACCGCCGAAGCCGAUGAGAUUCGAGAUGGCCUUAUUGAACUGAACAAGCGAGGACUCUUGACCAUCAACUCGCAACCUGCCGUUAAUGGUGUCAAGUCCUCUCAUCCUAUUCACGGCUGGGGUCCCGAUAACGGUUAUGUCUACCAGAAGUCGUACCUGGAGUUGCUCGUCCACCCCAGUGUGUUCGAUAAGAUGAUCUCGCGCAUCGAGAACCACCCUGAUCUGACUUACUACGCUGUUACCAAGGAAGGCGAGCUUCGAUCCAACGUCACUUCUGAUGGUCCCAACGCCGUUACCUGGGGUGUGUUCCCUGGCAAGGAGAUUGUUCAGCCAACCAUUGUCGAAAGCAUCAGUUUCCUCGCGUGGAAGGAUGAAGCAUUCCGACUGGGUGUUGAUUGGGCGCACUGUUACGACAUGAGCUCCCCCAGCCGUGCCCUUCUUGAGGGAGUCAUGAAUGACUGGUACCUGGUGAACAUUGUAAACAACGACUUCCACGACAACAAAACCAUCUUUGAGCUCCUUAAGGGGCUUGAGGUUAAUGACUUGACGACUCCUGCCACCCCUCUCUCUGAGCCUAUCGCUAACGGCGCCGUCGAUACCGAGCCCAUUGCCAACGGUACCACGGCCACUGCAGUUGCGAACUAA